Molecule: messenger RNA, 737 nt
Organism: Aspergillus japonicus CBS 114.51
Lineage: Eukaryota; Fungi; Ascomycota; Eurotiomycetes; Eurotiales; Aspergillaceae
Product: cupin domain-containing protein
Exons: 1
Coding region: 147-737 (196 amino acids)
Source: RefSeq, a predicted model, not a curated record
GAACAGUGGCAACUUCGCUCAGUCCCUUACAAUUUAAGUUCCAACUUCCUUAUACUUUUCUUGAACAGAACCAACAGCCAACCGUGCAAUUCCAUCUACUACCACCACCACCUUCAACCUCAAAAGAAACCAGAACACAAGCCAAAAUGACCACCCCGAACCCCCCAAGCACCACCCCCAAAAACAUCCGCCCCCUCAACCGCUACAUCACCACGCACUCCCCAACCACCCACCAAGCGAUCUUCUCCACCACCCUGCCCGAAACCAUGCCCGUGCAACAGAUCAACGACUCCGCGGCGGCCCAGUUCUCCCUCGCGUACACCACCGACACGUUUCCCGUGGACCUGACCGACGAGCGCGACAUCCCCGCCUACAGCCACUACCUCACCCACCCGCCGGGCAUCACGAUCAGCACGGGCACCGUGUGCCGGAUCGUGGACAUGCCGCCGCACGCGCUGAGCCCCAUGCACCGCACCGUCUCGCUGGACUACGGGGUCGUGCUGGAGGGCGAGGUCGAGCUGGUGCUGGACUCCGGGGAAACGCGGCUGCUCAAGCGCGGCGAUGUGGCGGUCCAGCGCGGCACCAACCAUGCGUGGCGCAAUGUCACGCCGGAUACUGUCGGGGAGGAUGGGGAGAGGGUGGCGUGCUGGGCACGGAUGUUGUAUGUGCUGGCGCCGGCGAGGGGGGAGGGGUUAGUUGAGGAUGUGUCUGGGAUUGAAGUUCGGGGGAGUACUUGA